AUCUGGUAUUUCGUGAUUACGUUGUCAAGGUAACAGAAACGAUAGAGAAGAAAUCCGCCAUCAUUUAUACUUAUACAAGAAUGUAGAAAGAAAGGCAUAAUUUUAUCAAUACGAAUAAUCCCUUUUAAAAAUGACGGAGAAAUCGUCUGAGAAGCCUGCCUUUGAGGAAAAUGCUUUUGAAGUUUUGGAACGAGACUUUCAGGAGGUGCUGGGUGAGCUUAUGGGCGAUAAAAGUUUGGAGAAGUUUCGAGUGGAAUAUGAGAAGUUACAUCGAGCUUUAAAGAAAUCCCACGAGAGUGAAAAACGACUGAUGCAGAAAUGUCGAGAACUAAAUGGCGAGAUUGUGGCAAAUGCCGCCAAGGUUCAGACUGCAUUGAAACUUUCACAAGAAGAUCAAAACACAAUUUCCUCUCUAAAAAAGGAAAUUGAGAAAGCGUGGAAGAUGGUUGAUGCAGCUCAUGACAAGGAACAAAGAGCCAGGGAAACUAUUCAGUCGUUGAAAUUAGAAAUUUCAAACUUGAGUAAACUGGUUGAACAAGGAGCUGGUCUUUCCAUGGGUCAGGAUCACAGCAUAAAUGAAUUGUUAAAAAUCAAAGAUGAUCUCACAAAAGAAAGGGAUGAAAAAUUACAAGAAAUCACGAAGCUGCGUGAAGAGUUGUCAUUGUUGCUGGCAAAACAACAGAAAGCUGAACAAGAGAAAGGUGAAGCAGAGAUGAGAAUUGCAGAGUUGAAGGAAGAUAUACAAGUGAAGAAUAACGAAGCACAACGGGAGAGUCGAAAGAAAGAGAAGAUGGAACGUGAAUUGAAAACGGCAAAGACUGAACUGGAGAGCAAAGGAGGAGAAUUGAAAACAAAACAAAAUCAACUUCAGAAAGCUCUGGAUGACAUCUCGAGAUUAGAACAACAACUCAAGGAGCAGAGAAUUCUAAAUGAGAAAGCAACGAAGGACAACGACUUGUUGAACACUCGUCUGACAAAGGUUCAGCAGGAUUUUGAAAGUCAGUUGUUGAACUGCGAUCAGCUGGCGACAGAGAAUGGACAGAAGAUGAUGGAACUGAAGGCGAAGGAAGAUGAGAUUAGUAUCAUGAAACAAGAUUCUGUAAGAUUGACCAAGAUGAGAGAGACGAUUCAGAGAAAACUACGAACAACUGAAGAUCAGAAAAUGGAAGUGGAACAGCAGAAAGAGAUCUUGAAGAGUCAAAUCAGCGGUUUAGAAAAAGAGCUGGAAGCGAGCAAAAAACAAACGGAAGCUGAUAAAAAAGUAAUUGAUGAUCUUGUGCGGGAGCGAGAUAUACUAAAUAAGAAUCUCCUGAAAGCAGCCAGUGCAACUCAAAAACAGCUUGGUCUGGUCCGUUUGAACGAACAGACCAGAAAGAAUCUUGAGCAGGAAAUUCAGAAUUAUAAAGAUGAAGCGCAGAAGCAGAGGAAGAUUAUUUUCCAGCUGGAGAAGGAACGAGACAGGUACAUCAACGAAGCCGGGGAGCUCACUCAAAAAGUCUUACAACAUAUGGAGGAUGUUAAAGUGAGAGAGAUGCAGAUCUUUGAUUACAAGAAGAAGAUAGCAGAGGCUGAAACGAAGUUAAAACAACAGCAGAAUUUAUACGAGGCGGUGCGUAGUGACAGGAAUUUGUACAGCAAGAACUUGAUUGAAUCUCAAGACGAGAUCACGGAGAUGAAACGAAAACUGAAGAUCAUGAAUCAUCAGAUUGAUCAGUUGAAGGAGGAGAUUACCGCAAAGGAAUCCGCUCUUGUGAAGGAACAUCUUGAGCACCAGAGAGUGGAGAAAGAGAAAGACGCUUUGAAGGCUGAGCUUCAGAGAAUGAAACAAGAAGCCGCCGAGAGUAAGGCUUAUAUUGAACAGCAAGAAUCUGAAGAAAGAAAAUUGCUGAAGAUCAUCUCUGAAGCAGAUCAAGAACGGAUGAGGCAAAAGAAGGAACUCGACCAGGUGAUCAGUGAAAGAGAUAUUCUUGGCACUCAACUCGUGAGACGGAACGAUGAGCUGGCUCUUCUCUAUGAGAAAAUCAAGAUACAACAAUCCACCCUGAACAAAGGUGAGAUUCAGUACAGACAACGCUUGGAAGACAUCAGAUUAUUGAAGUUAGAGAUUAAGAAAUUACGACGUGAGAAAGGAAUUCUUACGAAGAAUGUCGCCAAUAUUGAAGAUCUCAGACGCGAGGUUUACCACACACAGCGUGAGUUACUGCGCGAGAGGACGCGUUGCAAAGCUUUGGAAGAAGAGUUGGAGAACCCGAUGAAUAUUCAUCGCUGGCGGAAGUUGGAGGGAAGUGAUCCAAGCACCUAUGAGAUGAUUCAGAAGAUUCAAACCUUACAAAGAAGACUCAUCCAGAAGACAGAAGAGGUCGUUGAGAAAGAGCUCCUCAUUCAAGAGAAAGAAAAGUUGUACAUGGAACUGAAGCAAAUCUUGGCUCGUCAACCAGGCCCCGAGGUCGCCGAGCAGGUGCAGUUAUACCAACAAACAUUGAAGGAUAAAACUAAGCAGUUGAAGAGCAUGGCUUCGGAACUAAACAUGUACGAGGCACAAGUUAAGGAAUAUCAAUAUGAACUUGAAAGAUUAUCAAAAGAACUCCAAGAGGCGAAGAAAAAAUAUUAUAUGCAGAAGAGGAAAGAACAACAAGCACGUGAACGAGAGAGGACGAUGCAGCAGGCGAACAUACCACCAUUUGCACCUCAAAGAACAGAUGGUCCAAGAUUUACUGGCGGUGGAUUUAAUCUUCAACCACCAAAAGCCGUCGCAUGAGAUCUCUCGUAUAUCUAACUAUAUGAAUAUUUCAUAUGUGUAUAGUUUUGUAUAUAACUCGUGGUUGUCUAAGUUUAUUGUCUUAAAUGCAUAGCUUCAUUUCGUAAUGUGGGCGCGUAAUUUUGUGUGUAAUUGCGGAGAGGAUAGAUAUACUGUGUGCAGUUGUCGUUGCAAUUUGGUCUAGCAAUUUUCAUCCUGUGAAAUAUACUAUACACGUAUAUUCUAUGCAUCCGGAGUGUGUUUUCAUCUCUCAAAAAUACAUAGGUGUUUGUGAUUAUAAAAUAACAUGUAUAUAACGCGUGUUCUGAUUGGUUGAAGCCCGUGUUUGGAUCAGG
Dendronephthya gigantea is the source of this 3093-nucleotide messenger RNA. RefSeq names its product cilia- and flagella-associated protein 58-like. The transcript has 18 exons. The record is from RefSeq and is a predicted model, not a curated record. Gene Ontology annotation, cellular component: cytoskeleton. Lineage: Eukaryota; Metazoa; Cnidaria; Anthozoa; Malacalcyonacea; Nephtheidae. The coding region runs from base 131 to 2758 and encodes 875 amino acids.